CGGCGCUACCUCGAGCCCGGGGAGGAGGCUGCGGCGGCAGAGGCGGCGGCGGCGCGCAUGCUCGGGGCGCAGCAGCAGCGGCGGGCAGUGCCCGGGGCGGGGCCCCGGCGGCGACGAGACUAACUGCCAAUGAUGUGAAACAUGGCCUCGUUGAGGAUGAUUUCAUCUGCGAAAGACAGACUCUUCUUUCCCAAAAGGAAAACACAAGCAAAAUAGAUGACCAAAGGAAUGAUGCUGACCCCGGUCUUUACAUGUCGUCGUAGUGUGCAUUUUGGGCCAGUUAAGAUGAGCAGGUUGUGUUUUAUGAACCUGUCCUGAGAUAUGCCUUGGAGCAGUUCUUUCCUAAAUACUCUCCAGCUGGGUCCACUUGACUCUUGUCGUGCUUUUAUCUUUUUAAGACAUCACCCACAAGGCCCUGUCAUCUGAGUAAGGCCCUGCUUUUUAUGAUGUAAUCUUUUUAGAGCCUCUGCAUUUCAUGGGCUUUGUAAGAAGAUUGAUAAGCUGCCUUGAUGUGGAAGUCACAGCUUCAAGAAAGACCUUAACUUGGAAUCUCCAAAGAGAGAGGAUAUUGGGCUAGCCGAUCAGACUGUUGUGAUUUCAGGUGGACCAUUCACGGAGUAGCCAUUGCGUCUUUGGAGGUAGUGUCGAGAAAAGACUGCUCAUCUUCGACACAUACAAAUUAAUCGGAACAUGGCAUGGGUGAAGUUCUUACGGAAACCUGGGGGCAACCUGGGAAAAGUUUAUCAGCCUGGAAGUAUGUUAUCGCUAGCCCCUACCAAGGGCUUAUUAAAUGAACCAGGACAAAACAGUUGCUUUCUAAACAGUGCCGUACAGGUUUUAUGGCAAUUGGAUAUAUUCCGCCGGAGUUUACGCAUUCUGUCUGGACACAUUUGUCAGGGAGAUGCCUGCAUAUUUUGUGCUUUAAAGACAAUAUUUGCACAGUUUCAGCACAGUCGAGAGAAAGCGCUUCCCUCCGAUAAUAUCAGGCAUGCCUUGGCAGAGAGUUUCAGAGAUGAGCAGCGGUUUCAGCUUGGCUUUAUGGACGACGCUGCUGAGUGCUUUGAAAAUAUCCUUGAGAAGAUUCAUUUUCAUAUUGUGCCAAGUAGUGACUCAGACAUGUGUACCUCAAAGUCUUGCAUCCCUCAUCAGAAGUUUGCCAUGACUCUCUAUGAGCAGUGUGUGUGCCGGACCUGUGGAGCGUCCUCGGAUCCUCUGCCCUUUACAGAGUUUGUUCGGUAUAUUUCAACAACAGCCCUUUGUAAUGAGGUGGAAAAAAUGAUUGAAAGACAUGAACGUCUGAAGCCUGAAAUGUUUGCAGAAUUGCUGCAAGCUGCAAAUACCACUGAUGACUUUAGGAAAUGUCCUAGUAACUGUGGCCAAAAAAUAAAAAUCCGACGUGUUCUAAUGAAUUGCCCCGAGAUUGUUACAAUUGGCUUGGUUUGGGAUUCUGAGCAUUCUGACCUGACUGAGGAGGUUGUUCGAAGUCUAGCAACACACCUUUACCUUCCUGGGUUGUUUUAUAGGGUAACUGAUGAAAAUGCCAAGACUAGUGAGCUUCAUCUUGUUGGCAUGAUCUGCUACACCAGUCGACAUUACUGUGCCUUUGCUUUUCAUACCAAGAGUUCCAAGUGGGUGUUUUUUGAUGAUGCCAAUGUGAAAGAGGUUGGGACUAAAUGGAAAGACGUGGUCUCCAAGUGCACGAGAUGCCAUUUUCAGCCCCUGCUUCUGUUUUAUGCAAACCCGGAUGGUUCAGCUGUGUCCACCGAAGAUGCUCUUAGGCACGUCGUUCACUGGUCCCAUUAUAAAACUGCUGCGGAUGAUGACAUGGGUUUUGAACGGCAUUCUACUCAUAGACCAGAGUGUACCAAAGAAGAUGGGUAUGGUCAUCAGGCGAAGCACAGAAUCAAUCAGAAACUGCACGUCGAUGACACCACAGCUUUGACUCGUGGCCCUGCCCUAGCAAGUGGUGGGAAAGGACCAGUUAAACUUGGCCACAGUGACCAGAGGGAGAAGCUCAGGGACAUUUCCAGAGAAUGUGCCCAAAGGGUCAUUGAGCAGAAAAAUUUCCUUUCCUCCCAGAGAAGAGAUUUGGAGAGGGAACAGAGGAGAGAGCCUGGGAGACACCGAGAUUUGUCCAGUGAGGACCCAUCUCGCCUCAGAUCUGGAGCAGCCCUCACUGCAUCAGCAAAUGGAUUUCGGCAGCACGGCAGCCAGCCUGGAUGCUCGAGUCAAGGGAGAGGGCCUUCCCGACAUGAGCGAGGUGUGCCCCAGGGCCGCACCUCCACACAAGUGCCAAGCUCAGUCAAACCCCAGAUGCUUGUGUCGGGAGAAAAGGUAACCGGCAAAGGCAGGAGUGAUGGCGCCACUGGAUAUGACACAGACAGCAGCCAAGACUCUCGGGACAGGGGCAGCACCUGCAGUGGCAGCAGCAGCGGCCGCAGUCGGGCCCGAAGCUGGAAACCAAUGAGAGAGACACUAAAUGUUGACAGCGUUUUCAGUGAGGCCGAGAAGAGACAUGCAGCUCCAAGGCACAAAGCAAACAGCAAAUCCAAACACAGCCAAGAUCAGAGAGGUAGCAACUGGCCCAAGGAGACAUCCAAGCAGAAGGGUCUGAUGACCAUAUAUGAAGAUGAAGGAAAGCAGGAGACUGGAAGCAGGAGUUCCCUCGAAUCUACUGGGAAAGGCUCCGAGAAAGGGAAAGGCCUCGUGGAGACCAAGGCCGUCAGCGAUGUCGGGCAGAUCCAAAGGACCGAGUCAGGGUAUGAAAGCAGUGAUCGGGUCAGCAAUGGGUCAGCCAGCUUGGACUCCCCGCCCCUGGAAGGGAAUGGCACAGCAAACCCCAACAGUGUGAGAGAAACACGGCCUGGCAGUAACCACAGUCAAUCAAGUAAACUGAAUGUAGACAGUUUGCAGCAGCAUAACUCCCGACAGUGCAGAGACCAUCUGGAAGAUUUAAGAGAAAACAUCAAGAUUUCAGAAGUGGCCUGUGGACCCCCUGGUUUCCAUCUACAAGUAGAUAAUCCUUUACUGAAGAGAUCUUACAUCCAUGAUGCCAGUGAGAAGUUUUUGUCCUCAUCUAAUCCACAGAUAUUCAAGGACCAUGAUACAAGAGAACAAAUCCCCCAACCAAAUGAAAAGCAGCUUGAAAAUUCAAAUGAAUGCCAUUUUCCUGAAAGGCCUGAAAAAAAUGGUCCGAUUUCGCUCAGUGCUAGGGGAUCUGUCCCCUCUCACAUCUCUGAUCACUCUGCCUCAGCAAAGUUAGUUGACAGUGAUGAUGGACUUCCCUCAUCCCAGUUGUUGACACGGGUGAAAGUGGCCGAGUCCUUUGCCCAGCAGAAUCUGGGGGAAUCAUGCAGCUUGGCUAAGCAGGCUGCUGUCAGUCCCUCUGCCAACUGUGGGGUGCUAGAACCUGCCACCUGUCAGAAUCUUCCACCUCCUCUGCCUCCAAAGAAGUAUUCGAAAGCCAUGACAGUGUCACGGUCAGAGAAGAAAGAGUCCAGCCCUGAGCGGGAGCCCUCUGGGAGGAGUAAAGCUAAGCCUCUGAACCUCCAGAAGCACGCCAUCAGUGCCCCUUCCCAGGUCGGGGCAGAAACGAGACUGAAAGAACCAGGCCAAGGGAAAGACCUUGCUGAACACAAGCCCAGGACCCGCUCCAGCCCCUCCACUGACUUUCAGACCCCUCUGGAUGCUGUUAAUAAAGGCAUUCCUCAGACAGAACCGUGGCCCAGUGUGUCACAGCCACAUGGGAUAGUUUCCCUAACCACCUACUUUUCUGUCGACAGCUGUAUGACGGAUACUUACAGGUUGAAAUACCGCCAAAGACCUAAACUGUAUUUUCCAGAGAGCAGCGACAUACAUGGAAACAAGCCUCUAUGCCAGACUGAACCAAGGCUGAAAGCUGUGUUCCAUGAAGACCUGGAACCAGCCAACGUAUAGGCCAG
Molecule: messenger RNA, 3941 nt
Organism: Dromiciops gliroides (monito del monte)
Lineage: Eukaryota; Metazoa; Chordata; Mammalia; Microbiotheria; Microbiotheriidae
Gene: USP53
Product: ubiquitin specific peptidase 53
Exons: 16
Coding region: 691-3936 (1081 amino acids)
Biological process (GO): response to auditory stimulus; protein deubiquitination; sensory perception of sound
Cellular component (GO): cell-cell junction
Molecular function (GO): cysteine-type deubiquitinase activity
Source: RefSeq, a predicted model, not a curated record